Molecule: messenger RNA, 2709 nt
Organism: Oncorhynchus mykiss (rainbow trout)
Lineage: Eukaryota; Metazoa; Chordata; Actinopteri; Salmoniformes; Salmonidae
Source: RefSeq, a predicted model, not a curated record
GCCUCACAAGCCAGAUGAAGCUAGCUGGCUGCUUAUAACGUUAUAUUUAGGCAACGGGGUUAAUAAGUAGCUGGCUAGCUAUUUAUUUUCAUGAACAGGAGUUCAAUUUCAAUAGGCAAACAACAAGUUGCUACCUAGCUAAUACUUACUCACAUGGAUUCCUACAUCAUUGCAAGAAUAAUGAGAAGGACUGCAGUUUCUACUGGUCAUUGUUUUCAGUCUGGUUCUAUUGGUGCUAGCUAGGUACCAAACUAAAGCUAGCUAGCUAAUCCAGGAGUUGCGGUCGAACAAAUAAUGCUUUAUUACCAAAUCAAAUCAAUACCAACGCGGUAUUGCAAACACAUCGUUCGUGGCCGGUGUUUACUUGUUUGCAGACAUUUUUGUACAGCUUUGACAGUGUUACUGAUAGUAGUGUGGCGCUUGGUUUACACGUACAAAUUCAGAACACACAACAUUCUAUAGUAGAGCUGUGUUAUUUGACGUGUAUCUUUUUUGGCGUUCCAUAUUACACCAGCUCUCGAAGGUGUCCUGGUCACGUGUCAGCCAGGUUUAAUUGAACUAUUCAAGGCAAAUAAAAGGAGCUUUGUUUGGAUAAAAAUUAGAGUGCACAUCUAACCACGGCAUGCAUAAUGGGUUAUGUAAGCUCGUUGUUUAAAUUCGCUAACCAUCAGCGCCCCCAUUCUGAUGUAGGCACGAUUUCGCCGGCUGUGGCUACUGAUAAUAGUGGUGGCGCUUGGUUUACACGUACACGUUCAGAACACACAACAUUCUAUAAUAGAGCUGUGUUAUUUGACGCGUAUCUUUGUUGGCGUUCCAUAUUACACCAGCUCUCGUAGGUGUCACGUGGGUCGCGCGCCAGCCAGGCUUAAUUGAACUAUUCAAGGCAAAUACAAUGGGCUUUGUUUGGAUAAAAAUUAGAGCGCUCAUAUAACCACGGCAUGCAUAACGGGUUAUGUAGCUCGUUGUAGUGAUGGGUCGUUCGCGAACGACUCGGCUCUAAGAGCCGGCUCGCAUAUCAGAAGAGCCGAAUCUAUUUAUAAAACAAUUAAGAUAUGAAUAAUCAAAAUAUUUAAAAGAAUAGAAUUAACUAAUUCAAAUAACGAAUGGAUGCUGUUUGACGAGAGAGCAACUGGGGAUGCAGCAUGAAGGGAUCCCUUUAGCAGAUGCCAUAAUGGAGGUCCGAUCCUAUUUGGAGGAGCCACUCCAAAGAUCUGCAGAUCCUCUGAGCUGGUGGAAGAACAAGGCCUCUGUCUACCCACGGCUUACUAAAGUCAUGACGGGGAGACUCUGCAUUGUGGCCACAUCCGUUCCCUCUGAGGGGGUCUUCUCAAAAACGGGAAAAACAAUUACUGAGAGAAGAAACCGCAUCAGCCCCUCGAAAGUGAGGCAGCUUGCAUUUCUGAAUGCAAAUCCCUCAUAAAAGCAAAAUAUGAUCAAAGCCUUCACCACAGUUGCCUUACAGCACCACCUCCAGGCUCCCUAACCCUGCACUCUGAAUCCCUGCUGUCACCAUGCAAGCCCAUAGGGUCACCGUUCACCGCAUCAGCAAGACCAUCACCUUGUACCUGAAUGACGCAGCCUCACCUAAACCCUCCCCUGGCCCUCUGUCUGCCCUGAACGAUGCAGCCAGUACCUCUCCAUCCCUAGCCCUUACCUCUGCCCCAACCAAGCCCCUGCUGCUGAUGCUGCCCUGGUUGGGGUCGCGACCUCAGGCUGUGGCCAAGUACUGUGAGAUCUACUUCCGUACAGGCUUUGACGUGCUCAUAGUGGAGAGUGCGGUGAGUCAGUUUCUGUGGCCUCGCUGGGGCCUGGACUACGGGGCGAGGGUACUAGAUCUCCUGCAGAGUGACUGCUUUGUGUCACGCCCCUUGCUCGUGCACGCCUUCUCCAUAGGAGGGUACACCUUCACCCAGCUGUUGGUGCAUGUGUCCCGCGACACACAGAAGUACUACGGCUUCACUCAGAGGAUCAGAGGCCACAUCUAUGACAGCCUUGUGCUGGGCUCACUGGAGAGGAUGGCUACAGGUCUAGGUAAGAUCCUGCUCCCCCGGCUGGAGAGCCAGGUGAAAUGGGCCAGUAUGCUCUACUUCAGAGCCUUCAAACACCACACAGUCGACUACUUCAACAACGGCAUUGAUGUCUUCUGGAAUAACCCUGUCACCGCACCCGCCCUCGUCUUCUUCUGCCAGAACGACGCACUGUGCGACCCGGAGGGCAUGGAGGAGAUCAUCGCCUAUUGGAGAAAACGAGGGAUGGAGGUGACAGACAGGAAAUGGGAGGAGUCAACACAUGCAGGCCACCUGAGACAACACCCCCAGGAGUACCUGUCUACCUUGGAGACCUUCCUAAAGACUCUCGGUAUGGUCCCUCUCAAGGCCAAGAUGUGACGCUAGGCAGGACCCACACAGCUGUGGUCCGGUCCAGAAACAAUCCCUAUCCCUAUCCACUACCCCUUAGUCCCUCGGCAUGGCCCCCAGCAAGGCCAAGUGACAACAGGGCACAGCUGUGGUCCAGUCCAGAAAUAGCCUCUAGCCCCUACCCCCUAAGCACUCAGGACCCCCUCAAGACCAGGAUGUGACUGCAGGACGUGACAGUUUGCACUUCACUUACCUACAAGUUCCACGUUUGAGUACCCUAGGUAUAGUGGGGACUUAUUGUAUACAGUUUUACAUUCUUGGAAAAACAUUAAAUUAACUCUUGUUUAGUAGA